This is a messenger RNA of Tilletiaria anomala UBC 951, 1528 nucleotides long. RefSeq names its product Diphthine synthase. Gene Ontology annotation, molecular function: diphthine synthase activity. The transcript has 2 exons. The coding region runs from base 452 to 1483 and encodes 343 amino acids. The record is from RefSeq and is a predicted model, not a curated record. NCBI's taxonomy places the organism in Eukaryota, Fungi, Basidiomycota, Exobasidiomycetes, Georgefischeriales, Tilletiariaceae. Gene Ontology annotation, biological process: protein histidyl modification to diphthamide.
UUGGGCAGCGUUGAAUGUGUAAAAGCCGAGCUGUGCUGCGCGCUCGAUUCUCUCCGGGCUUUCCCUUCGAGUCGGCUUCUUCCGCAAGGACACACGUCACCUGGAAGGUAGGUGUUUGUGUUGCCCCUGUUGGCUGCGCUCAGGAGCACGCCGUCAGAGGUGAGGCUGUGUGGAAUGAGGAUGGACAUGUAUCGGGGAUGCGAGUCAGGUGACAAGUGUGAUGAUGUGAUAGCCAUCGACAACCCGUCUGCGGCGCAAUGCAAAUGCGCGCCUACGACGUCCUUCAUGGCUGCGCGCUUUCUCUCUCCGAAAGCCGAAAAAUAAUGAAGAAAGUGCUCGUCGUCACCUAUCUCUGUGGUGCGCCAAGACUGGUCAAGCCAGCAGCAAAGACACGAGGGCGUGUCAGAGUAGCUGACCCUGCACAUCUCUCGGGUCCAAGGGAAGCGUAAGGAUGGUCCUCUUUGUGAUCGGCCUCGGCUUGGCCGACGAGCAAGACAUCACGCUCAAGGGUCUGGAAGCAAUCAAGUCUUGCGAACAUGUCUACCUCGAAGCCUACACGUCAAUCCUCAUGGUCCCGGACUACCAGCAACGGCUCGAGAAGCUGUAUGGGAAAUCGGUGACACUGGCCACGCGUGAGACAGUGGAACUGCAGGCGGAUGACCUGAUCAUCCAACAGUCCAAGAUAGGCAACGUUGCCUUUCUCGUCGUCGGCGAUCCUCUCAGCGCAACGACGCACACGGACCUCAUCCUGCGUGCGCGCUCGCAAAAGGUAGUCGUCAAGGUCAUCCACAAUGCCAGCAUCAUGACGGCAAUCGGAAGCAGCGGGCUACAGGGCUACAACUUUGGACAAACAGUCAGCAUCCCAUUCUGGACAGAUGAGUGGAAGCCCGACAGCUGGCUCGAGCGAAUCGGCGAAAAUUUCCGAAUAGGCUGUCACACGCUGUGCUUGGGUGACAUUAAAGUUCGCGAACAGAGCCAGGAGGACAUGGCAAGAGGUCGCUUGGUAUACCAACCACCAAGGUACAUGCUAAUACCGCAGCUCAUCACGCAGUUGCUCGAGGCAGACCUUCAUCAUCAGACAAAAUACAUGCUGGCCCAUUCAACGUUGGCGAUUGCACUAUGCAGAAUGGGAAACUCCUCUUCUUCGCCAUCAUCAUCACAUAGCAAGCAGCAAGACGGGGAGCUGAUCGUCAGCGGGACGCUGCACGAGCUGCUCGCCCUCUCGUCCGCGUCGCCCGAGGAGCUGGUGGCAGAAGAAGCGCAGGACGAGGAGGAGGUGCCGGACGCAGGUGAGGCCGAGCUGGCGCAGCGUCGCGCAGCGCGGGCUGAACAGCGCGCUAUGAAGGCAUUCGGUGCACCGCUGCACAGUCUUGUGUUGGUGGGAAAGCGCCUGCAUCCGCUGGAACGAGAUUAUGCGGCUCAGUACAUGGUGCCAGGGAGCCAGUGGAUGAAGGUCGCGGAGGAUGUGUACGGCUGCCGAUAGUGCAAAGCCGUUGCGCUAAUGAGGAGAGAUGAAAUCUAUUAAGAC